Lytechinus variegatus (green sea urchin) is the source of this 3165-nucleotide messenger RNA. RefSeq lists its product as uncharacterized. Gene Ontology annotation, cellular component: nucleus. Gene Ontology annotation, molecular function: DNA binding. Lineage: Eukaryota; Metazoa; Echinodermata; Echinoidea; Temnopleuroida; Toxopneustidae. The transcript is spliced from 3 exons. The record is from RefSeq and is a predicted model, not a curated record. The coding region runs from base 1811 to 2869 and encodes 352 amino acids.
UUGAAAGAUAUGAAAAUGGCUGAUGUAUGUGUAGUCAUUCCCUACAACUUCAGACAAACAUUAAUCUAUCAUGUAGAUUAAGUGGUGUGACUGCACAUUGUAACUUGGUCAGCCAGAUCAGGGAUGAUUAGAUGAUUUUGGAAAAAAGUAAAGUUCACAUAUAAAAAAGUAAAUGUAACAAUCAUGAUAAAAACACUCAUGUUUGUUUGGUUGUUUAUUAUGUCUUGCUUCACUACACCUCCUCCAUAGAAUGAAGUCUAUAUUCCACCCUGAUUUAAACGUAAAGCAACAAUUUUUCAUUACAAUAUAGGUCUUUGUAUACAUUAAGGUUUAUUUCUUAUGCUGAAAAAGACCUGGAUUGAUAUUCUGAGAUUCAUCUUAUCUCAGAUGCAAUAAAAUAUUUCAUCUCUGUUUUAGUGUUAACACCCUUAAAAUCUCUCCAAAUUGGUAUUUUGAGAAUAAUUUUUAUUUUCAUCUUCAUUUCAUCUCUGUAAGACACCUAUUUUUGAAGCAAUAUCUGAUGAGAAAUACAGUUUCAAGCUCUCUCAUCUCCUUCAACCAAUGAAAAUCAAAUCGCCAGGAGGUGUGGCAAAGGAGAGAGGUUGCGUCAAUUCAUUGACUUCAAAUACGCUUGCACUAUACGCUAGUGCAUCUUUACAGAGAUUUCUAUUUAGAAAUGAUGAAACUCUCAUCUUUUUGUUGAUGUCAAUAUUGCAUCGUUACAACAGUGUGGUAAAAUGUACCACAGUCUGGGGCAUGCGCGACUGCUCCCUACAUGUAGUAAUGUUGGAUGGGUUGGAGCAUCGAGGAUUCAUGUACUAUAGAGGCUGUGUGCACACAAAAAUAGACCCCAAGCCCUGUGUAUUCAUCCAUGCUUGGGUGCACAACUCGGGUCUCAGCAUAGCUGCAUAGUCAGGCCAGCCAAGGGAUCUAAUGAUCACUUGGAUAGUCGACCGGUGCGAGACGAGGACGUCUGUGAUCUACACAAAUUAACCUUUGCUUUGCCCGUUCGCCCUUCGAGUUUUAUCUACACCACGAAUACGUCAUACCAAUAUUACAUCCACAGCAAGUAUUAUACAUCACAGCAACAUCUUUCUUUGAGCCUGCUUUUUGGUCUGCCGGUUCCUAAAAAAACGUUUCAGCAGUCUCGUCCUAGUCGAGGUCGACAUCAUGACUACUCUGCAGUCAACUUUGAACCUGCUCUUCACCUCGUGAACGAAGGCUCAUCAAUAAGAUCUGCAGCUUUUCAGUGUGGAAUUCCUAGGUCAACACUCCAUGAUCGAGUCAGAGAGAAAUAUGGUGCCAACCCCAUGAAUACAGGACCGGCGCCGAUCCUCAGCCAUGAUGAGGAGCAGGAGCUCGUCGAUCACAUCAAUUAUUUAGCAGACCAUGGCUAUGGUCUCUCGAGAAGAGAUGUUAUUCGCCUAGGAAGUGACCUUGCCACUCACCUUGGCCGUCUUCUCCAUCGAUCCACAGACAAGCGACUACUCACAUUCAACUGGCUUCUGUCAUUUAUGAAGCGAUGGACCUCCCUUCGAUUGGUGAAGCCGCAGUCACUUAGUAUGGCACGUGCCAGAGCGUCAAAGCCCAAUUUGGUUACGAAUUACUUUAAUGAACUCAGCGCCAUUCUAAAGAAAUAUGACUUGGAGGGCAAAGGAGAGAGAAUUUACAACAUCGACGAAGUCGGGUUUAAUUGUGAACACAAGCCCGUCAAGAUUGUGGCAAGGAAGACACUAACUAGGCCGCAAUUCAUAGUCACUCCACGUUCUUCCUUGACAACUUUGAUAACUUGCGGCAAUGCAGCUGGGGAAUGCCUCCCACCUUUUCUUGUUUUCAAAGGGAAGAAAACCUGGACAAGUUCAAAGACGGUGCAAUUCCAGGAACGAGAGUGGAAAUGAGCGACAGUGGGUGGGGUAACUCAAUCAUCUUUGAGGACUUCUUCAAGAGUCAUUUCACGCCCUUUGUGGAUGCCAGAAGAGAGAAGGGAGAAAAGGUCAUCUUGAUUUAUGACGGACAUAAAUCACAUGUGCCCAUCAACGUGAUCAAACAUGCACGAGAACACAACAUCGUCUUGUUUCUUCUCCCGGCACACACCAGCCACUUUCUCCAGCCCUUGGAUGUAGGUGUAUUUAGCCCGCUCAAGUCUUACUACAAUGUCAUCUGUAGUAGGUAUCUCCGUGAACAUCCUGGCAAGGUGAUCACGAGGGACCUCCUCACCAAGUUGAUUGGAGAAUCCUAUCUACGAACCGUGAACAAGUCUAACUUGCAAGCUGGAUUCCCGGCAACAGAAAUUCACCCAUUCCGUCCAGACAAGAUUAAUGCAGAGGAAAUGUGUUGUCCAGCCAGCCUUGUCAAUCCAUCAAGUAAUCCUGAGGUAGGCCUAACUAGGGACACUGCAUCUGAUGCAGAGGCAGCUGCAUUCCUGAUCGAUCGACGACCAACCCCCCCUAGCGAGGAUUCUGCCAUCACAAGGAAAUGGAAGUUUCAGCCUGCCGGGGUAGCUAUCACAGAAACAGAUGUCUACCUCAAAAUACUUGAGGCAAAUGGUGUUGAUCCUGAUGAUGAUGAUGACACUUUCCAAGUUCCGGAAGAGAUCCAACCUUCAAAGAAAGGGAAAUGCAAGAAGGACAAAAACCUUAUGCCAGCGAGUCCAAAGGAGUUUGCUACACCCACUGCCGCCCCUGCCCAGUCAGAAAUCCCAGGCACAUCUGGUAUGAAUGAUUCGUCACAAACGCGACGGAAACUUGUCUUUCGCGAAGACACACAGAGUGAGGAUGAACUCGAGGAGAUGAUGAAUCUUCAAACUGCUGUGUGUGUGUCAAGCAAGUGUGCCCAAACAGGUGGACAGAACCCACAUCUUCAUCCUUGAUUAGGUAAAGUGUGACCAUUGCAAUCACUAGGUCCAUCUGCGGUACUGCUGUCGCUGGUUCAGAGCACCCAAUUCCUUUGACUGCCCAUGCUGCGAUGAGUGUUAAAGUUUUUCAAAUGUCUCUGUUCCACAUUUCACUAUAUUUUGCUGUAUUCUCUUUCUUGAAACAUAUUUGUUUGAUGUCAAUAUAUGUGACUGUUUAAAGUUUAUUCUCUUCAACAAAAUGCAACCGUCUUAUCCUCAAUUAUUCUUUAUUGUUAGGUUCUAGAUAUAUCAAUAAAUACUGAUGGUACUCG